Molecule: messenger RNA, 501 nt
Organism: Rotaria sp. Silwood2
Lineage: Eukaryota; Metazoa; Rotifera; Eurotatoria; Philodinida; Philodinidae
Source: the annotation of a GenBank genome assembly
AUGACUUUGAAACAAACACGAGUAGGUAUGGGUUUUGAUGCUCAUCGUUUUCUUCCUACGCAAAACGGUCCUUCAAAUAAUAUUAUGUUGUGUGGAGUUGAAGUUCCUUCAACAUUUGACAUUGAAGCCAACUCAGAUGGAGAUGUAGGACUUCAUGCUCUUGUAGAUGCCUUACUUGGUUCAGUGGCUGCAGGUGAUAUUGGCAUGCAUUUCGCUCCUGACGAUAAACAAUGGAUAGGAGCCAAGUCAAGUAUAUUUGUUAAACAUGCUCUGACGAUAGUACAUGAGAAAGGUGGCGAAUUGGUUAAUAUUGAUAUCACGAUUAUUGCUGAAAAGCCUUACAUUUCUCCUUAUCGACAAAUUAUGCGUGAAAAACUUAGCGAACUACUAGCUCUUGACAUCGAACGAAUUAGUGUAAAAGCAACAACAACAGAGAAAAUGGGCUUCAUUGGACGAGAAGAAGGAAUUGCUGCUCAGGCUAUUGUUAGUGUUCUUGUUUAG